AUGGCUUCGCGGGCCAGCACAGCUCCGGGUGAGAACGACGGCAGCCGUAAGAAGCCCCGCCUGGCAGCGUAGCUGCAGACAGUCCCGGGUCCUGCCCCUGGGGACUCUCGGCCAGUGGGCCAAGACCCCUGGGAGCCCGCGCUCCCACCCAGCGUGGAGAAGGACGAUGAGGGUGGCGGGCAGCCCCAGGCCGUGGUGGCAAGGGACGGUGGGCCUGGGGAACUGGGGGCAGCCCGGGCACGGGAAGACCGGGGGGGACGGAUGGGGAGGUCCCCGAGGGUCUCUGUCGAGCCUGCUGGGGACUUCCCCGCGGCGGCCAGGUGGCUGGGCCCACAGCCCAGAGACCCGUGCUCCGGCCGGGCCGUGGCCGCGCUUGCGCAGUACGUGGCGGCUGGAGCCUGCCUGACCUUCCGAGAGGACCAGUCCCCAGGUCCCUGUUUCCCCUUCUCUGUGUGUGAGGAACUGGAUGGGGUGGUCUGCCCUGCGGGCACCAGAAAUAACAGAGCGGAGGCCAAAAAGCAGGCGGCUGUCUCUGCCUUCUCUUACAUCAGGAGUCAGCUGGAGAGCCCAGGUAAGGGAGGGACCCCCAGCAGGCCUCCACUUGCCUCCCUGAGCACUGAGAACAUUGUCACCCACGAGCAGCGCUGUGCAGCUGUGGUCAGCACCGGCUUUGACCGCCUGCUGGAUGAGAACUCACCGUACCGGGCCUGCAAAGGGACUGUGGCUGCUGUUAUCCUGGAGAGGGAGAUCCCGGGUGCCAGGGGCCAUGCCAAGGAGAUCUACCAGCUGGUGGCACUGGGCACAGGCAGCAGCAGCUGUGCUGGCCGGCUGGAGUUCUCUGGCCGCCAGCUCCAUGACUGUCACGGUCUGGUCAUCGUGCGCCGGGCCCUGCUGAGGUUCUUGUUCCGGCAGCUCCUGCUGGCCACGCAGGGUGGCACCAAGGGCAAGGAGCAGUCCUUGCUGGUCCCUCAUGCUGGGCCCGGGCCCUGCUUCGCCCUCAAGCCCGGGAUCUUCCUGCACCUCUAUGUCAGUAACACCCCCAAGGGAGCGGCCCACAACAUCUACUUCCCAUCAUCCUCGGAGGGUGAUUCCCUGCACAGGCCGCCCUUCCGUCUUCAAGCGCAUGUCCGCGGGCAGCUGGAGUCUGUGUGCUAUGUGGCACCCGCGCUACGCAGCACCCACGUGGUCUGCCUCUCAGCCAGUGACAAGCUGGCACGCUGGGCCGUGCUGGGACUGGGUGGCGCCUUGCUGGCCCACUUCUUGCCACCUCUCUAUGCCACCAGCCUGGUCUUGGCUGACCCCCACCAUGACCUGCCCACUCUGAGCUGGGCCAUCCAUGGCCGGCCCAGCCUAGACAGAGUCUUGGGGCCAUGCCUGCCGCCUCCCUACAUCCGUAGCACCCUGCACCUGUUUGCAGGGCCCCCUGUGGCCCCCUCUGAACCUACCGCCAACACCUGCCGUGGCUUGAGCCUCAACUGGAGCCUGGGGGACCCUGAUGUCGAGGUUGUGGACGUGACCACUGGGCGCGUGAAGGCCAACACUGCCCUCGGGCCUCCCUCCCGCCUCUGUAAGGCAGCCUUUCUCCGGGCCUUUCACCAAGCCGCCCAAGCUCUGGGGAAGCCCCACCUCCUGGCCUUGAAGACCUAUGAAGCUGCCAAGGCUGGGACCUACCAGGAGGCUCGCAGGCAGCUCUCUGUCCUCCUGGAUCAGCAGGGCCUAGGGGCUUGGCCCUCAAAGCCACUGGUGGGCAAAUUCAGAAACUGA
Molecule: messenger RNA, 1764 nt
Organism: Cynocephalus volans (Philippine flying lemur)
Lineage: Eukaryota; Metazoa; Chordata; Mammalia; Dermoptera; Cynocephalidae
Gene: ADAD2
Product: adenosine deaminase domain containing 2
Biological process (GO): RNA processing; adenosine to inosine editing
Cellular component (GO): nucleolus; cytoplasm
Molecular function (GO): tRNA-specific adenosine deaminase activity; double-stranded RNA adenosine deaminase activity; double-stranded RNA binding
Source: RefSeq, a predicted model, not a curated record